AUGCCUAAUUGUUUAUUAAAAAUGAUAAAGAUAAGAGUUUUAUGUCUAAUCUUUUUGUUUGUGAUAAUAAUUAAUAUCAAGCUUAUAAUAUUUUGUGGGUGUUCAACGGUAAUAAAUGACUUUAAAAAACGAGUAAUAAGAAGUGAAGAUGAUUGGGAAUUAAUUUUAAAGUAUUUGGGUAUUCCUUGGCAAUCUUCAGAUGUUGUUGUGCUUAAUAAUACAGUAUCCUGUAGAAAUUUGGGUUCAAUUAAUAAGUGUCAUGAAACUACAGAUAGUGAUUUAGAUAGUAAAUGGAAGUAUAAUAAUAGCAUAUUAGAGAAACAAAGUUUAACUACUGAAUCUAAGGACAGUGAUUUUCUCAAUUCUUUAAAUGAAAAUCCUUCCAAUACUGAUAAUCUUAGUUAUAAAUUUAAUAUAAAUAACUCGGAUGAAACCUCAGUAGAUGGAGUUUUUGAAUAUCGUAGAUUGGAUAUUCCAUAUUUUUUACAUUAUAAAUCUAAAAUGAUAGCUUUACAGAAUUGUCAGAGUGGUAUGACAGUAUUAAUUAAAAAGACAAGAACUAUGAUUAAAACGGAUAUUUCCUUGUAUAUUCCGAUUGGAUAUAGUCUUGAUUCUAAUAACUAUGAAGGAUUAGUAUAUUUAAUGAAUAUAAUAAGUUUAAAUUUAAGUGGUAAGAAUUCAAUUUAUAAGGAAUCUCAUGAAUAUAUUGAAACAUCUCAGAGUACAACAGUUCCAAAUAUUUCUGUAUCUGAAACAUUUUCCAAGAUAACUCUAUCUAUACCAGAUAACAUUGUAAAAUCUAAGUUAAUUAAUUUUUUAUCUUCGGUAGGAUAUUAUCCAUCAUAUUCUUAUGUAGAAUCUAAUAUUAGGAAUGAUGACAAUAAUUCAGAAAAAUUACUUGACAGUUUACACGGUUUUAAUAAUGAAGUCCUAUUAUCGUCAUUGUGUAAACUUCAUUAUAUAUAUAACUCCUGUCUAAGGAAUAGUGAAUAUCGUAAAGAAUAUAUAUUAACUAUGGAUGGAAGAUUGGAUGGUAAAUUAAAUGAUUAUAGAUGCAAUAUAUUAUCUUUUUCAUGGCAAAAAAUCAUUUUAUCUUUGCCAGCUAAUGGUUGUAAUAACAUAAAAGAAGUUUUACAAUUUGGUUACUUAUCUCCUGAUAUAAUUACUGAAUUGAAUGAAUUAUCAAAAUUAAUUCAAAGUUAUUUUAAUAAAUAUUGGAAAUCUCAUCAAAUGGUACUAGUAAUAGAUACAUCUAUUGAAACUGAUAUUAUUGAGAGCUGGUUAGCACCUAUAUUUAUUACUUCAAAUAGUAGUUGUAGUAAAGGAUAUCCCAAAAAUAUGAAAAAGAUUUUUGACUCAAUUGUAGACUUACCAAAUUUUCAAGAGUUAUAUAAAAACUCUUUAGAAGAUUCCAAAGAUACAAAAAGAAACUUAGAAAUAAAUUUUAAUAAUGAAUUAAAUGGAGAAUUAAGUGAAAAAAUAGAUAAUAUAUUAGGAAUAUCUUUUGAAAAUUCACUUAAUGAGACAUAUUUAUUAAAGUAUAUAGAUAAUGAAGAAGUUUUAAGUAAUUUUGAAGUGUUACCUAAUGAACAAAUAAGAUUAGAUAAUAAAUCUACUAAAAGUAAUGAAAUUUUAAAUAUUAACUGUAAGAAAUGUGAUUCAUUUGUUAAUAAAUAUUUAAAAAGUACAGAUGAGUUAUAUUUAAACAAGGAAAAGUUUCAAGAUAUAGACCCUAGUGAUUUUAUAAAGGAUAAAUUGGAAGUAUCUCAAGAAUUAAAUAGUUCUUUAGAAAAUAACUUAUAUAUUAAAGCAGAAAAAUUAGAUAAAAAUAUGAAUAUAGAAGAAAGUAUGUUAUUAGAAGAUAUUUCAAUUGGUAGAUUGGGAAAUUCUCUAAGUACAGAUUAUGAAGAUCAUAUAUCAAAUGACAAUAAUGUUUACUUUAUAGAAUCUAAUUAUGAAGAUCUGAAUAAGUCAAGCAUAUCACAUAUAGUAUUGGAAAAUUCAAAUUAUACUGUUGCAAGUGAGGAAGGUAAAGUAUAUCAGAUAGUCCCAUUAAUAUAUUUACAAAAUACUCUUGAUAUUGAAUAUAAAAUAUAUUUACCUAAUAUAAUGUCAGUAUUCUUUAUUCAAUUCACAAAAGUAAUGGAUGUAUUCACUGAAUUAUACAAAUGUUCAUCUUUUUUUAAAUAUCUUAGAAAUUCAAAAUACCAAAUUCAAGAUAUUCGAAUUAUUUGGAGUAUAAAUUCACUAAAUAAAAUAUUAAAGAUAAUAUUUAAAUUUGAUCUGGGUAAAUUAUAUGAUGAAAAUAGAGUAUCUUAUAUUAAUUCAAUAUUAGUAUCAUUUAGUAAAUUCUUGUUAAAAGCCAUAUUAAAUAAGGGCUCAGAAGAAAAUAAUAGAAUUUUAAUAAUAUACGAUGAAAUUCAACGUUUAUACGAAGGAACAUGGUUACUAUUAGGGUUAAGCGAAUUAAAUAAUUUAAUAUUAUCUUCACCAGUUAAUAUAUGUGGAUUAUUCUCAUCCAAUUGGUUCAGUUCUAAUAUUUAUGAAGGUGAAAAUGAAAUAAGAUACUUUAACUUUUUCUUAGUUAUACUUUAUCCAGAUCUUAUAUUACAAUAUAUGUAUCGUGCUUCUAAAAGGUUUCUAAACUCAACCCCUGAUAAAAUAAAUAAUUUUCAUUGUAAAGAUGCAAACAGAUCUUUUGAUGUAAUUUCAGAUAGGUGGCCUAAAUAUAGAGAUGAUUGUGAUUUUACAAGAAAAUCAAAUCAAAAUGAGAAUUCAUUUACAGAAAAUGAAUAUUUUUAUUUAAAGAAGUCAAAUAAUUGGGAUGAAAUAGGUGAAUUACCUUAUUAUUUGCUGAUAUUCAUACUUGAAAAUAUUAUUAAUCUUAAUGCUACAAUUAUUAUUACAGACUCAUUUUUUAGAUACAAAACAGAAAAAGUUAUAGAUAUUAAGUCACUUCAAUAUCAUGAAUAUAUGAAAUUGCAAUAUUCGGUUCUUCCAAGUAAUGACUUUUUUAAAAACCCCAUAACAGACAUUUCAUAUAAUUGGAAAUUACCUUUACCAAUAGGGGAAUUUGAAUUAAAGCUUCAUAUCCCAAGGAUAUAUAAUUCCAGAGAUACAGGUUUAAUAAAAAAGUGUGAAAUAAAAUCAAAAGAUAUACCAAAAAUUGUUUUUAAAGAUAAAAGAGGAGUUAUAAUACACUAUAAAGGAGAAGAAUUUAAUUCUCCACUAGUAUUUAUACAAUCUGCAUUAAGGACAAAAUUAGACAUGUGUGAAAUAAUGGAAUUAGAAGAAAACUGUGAAAAAAGUGUUCAUCAGACUUAUUUUAAUAGUAUCAUUGCAGGCAUAUUUAUCUUUUUAUUUAAUAAAUCUAUUUCUCAUUUUUGGAAUGAUGGAUUAAUGUUUAAUUUAUCAAGAAUGCAGCAGAUUAUAUAUAAUUUAUUAAAUGGAAUGAGAUAUAAAGAAAGAGAUAAUAUUUGGAGAGAUUCAAAAGGUUUUUCUGUUCCAUUUCACUAUGGUACUUUAUUUAUAACUAAAUAUUCAAUAGAAUUUAUUUUUAUAGGGCUAAAAAACUCUUUAUUAAAGUAUAUGGUAGAAAUGAUAAAUUUAUUAAGAGAUAAUUUUAAUCCAUUAUCAAAACCAUUAUUUUUUGAUAUUAUAAAAUUUAUUUAUAAUACAAGAAUACAGGUACGAAAUAAUCGUAAUCCUUUAGAUAUAAUUAGAUAUUAUCAAGGUUUACUACAAUAUGAUGUAUUUGAAGAUAAUAUUUUUCUUGAAAUAUUGUCAUCAAUAAAAUAUGAGCACUAUAUAAAUUUUCAUUUUUAUAUACUUAAUAAGUUAUUUAAAACUGAUUUUGAUGAAGUUUUUGAUUCUAAUCAAGUAAAUAUUAUAGAGGAAAAAGACCAGGUUAACUCAUUUAGACAAGGAUCAGAAGAAGUUAUUAAUGACAAAGUAAACAAAAGAUUUAUAGAUAAUUUCACACAGUUAUAUGAAGAUGAAUUAAAGGGAAAAUCCAUACAUGACACUAUAUAUGAACUAAAUAAUACAACUCUGGAGUUUACUAUAAAUAAAUUCUAUAAUGAAACUUAUUAUAAUAAAAUUCACACUUCACAAAAUAUAGAUAAUAAACUGAACAAAAACUAUAGUAAUAUAUCAAAUUAUAACAUAAAUUCAAAUUUAAAUCAUUAUUUGAGUUAUAGAUUUAAAAAACAAGUAGGAUUUAUUGAAACAAUCGUACUAGGAGAUAUAAAUCAAACAUAUAUUCAAGAUAUUAAUUAUAUUCUACAUAAUAAAACAUUUAGUUAUAAAACUCCAAAUUCUUAUAUAAACGAUAUUUGUAUUUUACAAGAACAGUAUUAUGCAAUACCAACUAAUAUGGAACCUAUAAUUACAAGACAAGGAAGUUUCAAUUAUAUUGUAGCUACUAGCAGUGUUGCAAUUAGAUUCCAAUUACCCUGCUUAAAUACAUAUGGAAGAGAAAUUGAUACUUCAAUGAAUCUACCUACUGACGUAGAUAUGACCAAUGAAUAUUGGGAUACAAAUAAUGGAAUUAAUCCACGUUGUACUUAUACUGCAGUUGUAUCCAGGAUAUUAGAACGUAUAUUAAAUAAGCACUUUCAAUAUUUAAUAGAUAAAGUUCAGGAUGGGAUGAUCCAUGGAAUUAAUAUGAAUAAAAAGAGCACUGAUAGCAUUAUUCAUGAAAAGAAAGGGAGCUAUAUUAAGGCAUAUGUUGAAACAUCAUUUCAAAAACUUAAUAGCAUUCCACAAUUUACUUUCUAUCUUCUAUCUUCUAAUUUUGACAGUUUUACUCUAUUAACUAUCUUAAAAAAGGCUUUGGAACUAAUUAAAACGGAAAUUCUUCAAAACCCAAAGAAAUUUUACAGUGCAUCAAAUUUGGAAAAAGAGAAACGUGCAUUAUUAAGUCUUUAUUGUGAAUCUAAUUAUUCUCAAUUGACUAUGUUUGUAUUUUUAUCACGAGAGAUGUCAAAAUGGCGAUAUGACUUUACAUGGAAAGAAAAAGCUUGUAAUAUUAUAAGACAAUUAAGAAGACGUCAUAUUAUUCAAUUUUACAGUGACUACUUUACUGAUAAUUCUGAAUAUAAAAGAUCAUCAAUACUUUUGAUACAGGCUCCACCUCUUAAACAGCUAUUUGAGAGUUUUAAAAAAAGAAAGAUACCUAAAGUAGAUUCACCACUUCAUAAUUUCAUAUUACGACUACUUACAAAACAAGGUAUAAAAAGACCACUAUGUCACAUAAGAAAUGUUGUAGCUAAUAUUAGAUCAAUAAAUGAGCUCUCUCAUCCAAAAGAGCUUAUUACAGAUAAAGAUCUUGCAUUCUUUAAAUAUAAUUAUCUUAAUAAAUAUGGUCCAAGAUGUCCUAAAUUUAUAGUCAACUCCAAAGUACAAUUAUAUACUGAUAAUAAUAAUAAUUAA
This is a messenger RNA of Cryptosporidium muris RN66, 5433 nucleotides long. RefSeq lists its product as uncharacterized. Gene Ontology annotation, molecular function: metal ion binding. The record is from RefSeq and is a predicted model, not a curated record. The transcript has 2 exons. The coding region runs from base 1 to 5433 and encodes 1810 amino acids. Lineage: Eukaryota; Apicomplexa; Conoidasida; Eucoccidiorida; Cryptosporidiidae.